This is a messenger RNA of Trichomycterus rosablanca, 660 nucleotides long. RefSeq names its product divergent protein kinase domain 2B (gene dipk2b). Lineage: Eukaryota; Metazoa; Chordata; Actinopteri; Siluriformes; Trichomycteridae. Gene Ontology annotation, molecular function: nucleic acid binding. The record is from RefSeq and is a predicted model, not a curated record.
AUGGGCAGAUUAGUUAAAGUGUUUGCACUACAAGUUUGCAAAAUUUGUGUCAAAUUUUAAAGGUGGCUAUCUCAACAACAUCUGUUUAGCACAUCAUCUGAAGGGAAUUACACAGAUGACUCUGAGAGCUGGAAACCUGUUGUGUUGUCGCACCUGAUUUGCCUUUAACUGCACCAGCUGACAGAUAAAAACAUCUGCAUCUCAGCAGGCAAAAGAAAAUCCUGCAGCAUCGAGGCAAUUUUAAAAGAGAAUAUGGCCAACUCCAGUAUUCUGUUGCCCAGCAUGGUGCAGAAGGCAGACUCCCCUGACCGAAAUCCCAUAGAGAAUCUAUGGGGUAUUGUCAAGAGAAAGAUAAGAGACACCAGAUCCAACAAUGCAGACGAGAUGAAGGCCACUAUAAAAGCAACCUGGGCUGCCAUAACACCUCAGCAGUGCCACAGGCUUAUCGCCUUCAUGCCAUGCCGCAUUGAUGCAAAAUACACACAGCUGGUAUUGUCCAGUAUAACCACAACAGAGCUGGAUCUAUGAGCAGACCAAUUACAGUCAGAAGAGGGGAUAAACAGAGCUGUUCAAACCAACUACCACACACUACUGCCCUUCAGACCAUGCAACAACUAUGGAUACAGGUAUCCAAAUUGCAAGUAUAAUGACAAGUUUUAG